Messenger RNA from Anastrepha obliqua, 5018 nucleotides. It is a transcript of the gene kuz, whose product is annotated as disintegrin and metalloproteinase domain-containing protein 10. Bases 1 to 3837 code for a protein of 1278 amino acids. Gene Ontology annotation, molecular function: metalloendopeptidase activity. The transcript has 11 exons. Gene Ontology annotation, cellular component: plasma membrane. NCBI's taxonomy places the organism in Eukaryota, Metazoa, Arthropoda, Insecta, Diptera, Tephritidae. The record is from RefSeq and is a predicted model, not a curated record. Gene Ontology annotation, biological process: Notch signaling pathway; membrane protein ectodomain proteolysis.
AUGAAUUGGUUGCUGUUUGUCAGUUGCCAUCGUCGACUCAACGAAUACAUAUCGCACUAUGAGGAACUCAACUAUGAUCAUGAGCACAUCCGAGCUAGUCACAAUAGAGCGAAACGAUCCGUGACCAAAGAUCAUCAUGUAGAUUUAAAAUUUUCAGCACACGGAAGAGACUUCCAUCUUAGGCUAAAACGUGAUUUAAAUACAUUUAGUGAUAAGUUAGAGUUUUAUGAUAGCAACAAUCUCCCCUUGGAUGUGGCCACCGAUCACAUUUACGAGGGCGAAGUGAUAGGGGAUCGUAAUAGUUACGUAUUUGGUUCCAUACUGGAUGGGGUAUUCGAGGGUAAAAUAAUAACCGAGCGUGACGCCUAUUAUGUUGAACAUGCCAAGCGUUAUUUUUCACCAACAACAACAGCAGCAGUACUUAGUACGAAUGGUACAGAAAUGCCAUUGGCGCAGCGACUGGUUGCAGAACAGUAUACAGCAACAACUGCGGCAAGCAGCCCAUCAGCAUCAGCAUCAACGUCGACGACGAGCUCAACAACAACAACAACAAGAGCGCCAACAACAACAAUGGCGAGUACAACGACGACAUCAGCUCCAUUGAAAACAUCUCCAACGUCCGCCGGAAAUCAUAAAAACGGACAAACUGACGACAAUCGGAAUAUUGGUUUCCAUUCCAUUAUCUACAAGGAGUCACAUGUCGAUGAUGCUUACAAGGACAUGCGUGAAGGACAUGUUGGUGGUUGUGGCAUCACAGAGGAAGUAUCCCAAUGGAUGGAGAGUAUACAGAAUUCCGCUGUCGAAGAGUUGCCAGAACCGAUGUCGAAGGAUGAUCUCACCCACCAAAAACAACAGCUCAAAUACACCAGACCCAACAGCGCGCGCCUGACACAAACACAAGAAGAAGCGGAACAAGAACGAGAUAAUGCCGCAUUCUUAACAAAUAAGAAACACAAAAAAUCCACAAUCGCACCAGCGACAACAACAGCAACAAGAGUUGCAUCCGCGCAACAGCGUCCUCCAAAAAAAUACUCAAGUCACACAGCUGGCACUGGCGAGACGACGACGAUGACGACGGCGCCGAGGAGCGACUCAAUAGCUGACUACUCCACCAGUACACCAGGCGAUGAUGACUUCAAAUAUCCUUAUCAAAAAUACUCCAAAGAUGCAAAUUUUCGCUUCGAUGAUGACGCGGAUUCAGCGUGGCGGCCAUUUUCGCCCAAAGCUGCAGCCGAUGACAUUUAUGGCAUGGCCAGGGAUAGCAACAGCGACGGCAGCAACUUCAACGGCAAAAGUUUCUCAGGGGCAUUUUAUGAUCCGGAAACGGGGCGCAAGUACACGCCCCAGUACAUGGAUAGGGCUGAAUGGCAUGCAAAGGUGCAUGAACGUGUGCGACGCGCUGCCGGUGGUAAUCCAAAUGGACCAGCUGCGCGACGUGAAGAGAACAAAAAUACCUGUUCGCUGUAUAUACAAACAGAUCCGCUGAUAUGGCGGCACAUACGAGAAGGAAUUGCUGAUCAUGAUCGUGGCCGCAAAUACGAGAUUGACGUAAAGACGCGUGAGGAGAUCACUUCACUAAUCGCACAUCACGUUACUGCCGUUAAUUACAUUUAUCGCAAUACUAAAUUCGAUGGACGUAGCGAGCACCGCAACAUACGUUUUGAGGUGCAACGUAUCAAAAUCGAUGACGACUCCGCCUGCCGCAAUUCAUACAAUGGCCCACACAAUGCCUUCUGCAACGAGCAUAUGGAUGUGUCAAACUUUUUGAAUUUGCAUUCGCUGGAGGAUCAUUCGGACUUUUGUUUAGCCUAUGUGUUCACUUAUAGAGACUUCACCGGUGGUACCCUGGGCUUAGCUUGGGUGGCUAGCGCUUCUGGUGCCUCUGGUGGCAUUUGUGAGAAAUUCAAGACUUACACUGAAACAGUCGGUGGCCAAUAUCAAAGCACAAAACGCUCGCUAAAUACGGGCAUCAUCACAUUCGUUAACUAUAACAGUCGUGUGCCGCCGAAAGUGUCGCAACUGACGCUGGCGCACGAGAUUGGGCAUAAUUUUGGGUCGCCGCACGAUUAUCCGCUAGAAUGUCGUCCGGGCGGCCUAAAUGGAAACUUCAUUAUGUUUGCCAGCGCCACCUCAGGCGAUCGGCCGAAUAAUUCGAAAUUCUCACCGUGUUCAGUACGCAAUAUAUCCAAUGUGCUGGAUGUGUUGGUUGGCAACUCGAAGCGAGACUGCUUCGAGGUGUCGGAGGGUGCCUUCUGUGGCAACAAGAUUGUUGAGUCGGGCGAGGAAUGCGAUUGCGGUUUCAACGAAGAGGAAUGCAAGGACAUUUGUUGCUAUCCGCGUAUAAUCAGCGAGUACGAUUUCUCGAUGAACAGCUCAGCAAAGGGUUGUACCCGUCGCGCUAAAACGGAAUGCUCGCCGUCGCAAGGUCCUUGCUGUCUGUCCAACUCAUGCCAGUUCGUGCCAACGAACUAUCAUCAAAAGUGCAAAGAGGAAACGGAAUGUUCCUGGUCAAGCACGUGCAAUGGCACCACUGCCGAGUGUCCGGAGCCGAAACCGCGUGAUGACAAAACGAAAUGCAACAAUGGUACAGCACUCUGUAUACGCGGCGAAUGCUCUGGCAGCAUUUGUCUACUGUGGAACAUGACUGAGUGUUUCCUCACUUCACAAGCGGUGCCGCAUGUCGACAAGCGUCGGUUGUGUGAGCUCGCCUGUCAGAAUGGCAAUGACAGUGGCACCUGUCGCAGCACUAGUGAGUUUGCGCAUAAGUUUGGUUUGCCCGAAGGUGGCAUUAACUUACGACCCGGUUCGCCGUGUGACAAUUUCCAAGGCUACUGUGAUGUAUUUCUUAAAUGUCGCGCCGUUGACGCCGAUGGACCAUUGGUCCGGCUGAAGAAUUUGUUGCUGAAUCGCGAGACCUUGCUGACUGUAGCGCAAUGGAUCACCGAGUAUUGGUACUAUGUAGUUAUAAUGGGCGUGGGCUUUAUCAUUGUGAUGGGUAUUUUCAUUAAGUGCUGCGCCGUGCACACGCCUAGCUCAAAUCCGAAGAAGCGGCGAGCGCGGCGCAUUAGCGAAACGCUGCGCGCGCCCAUGAAUACACUUAGACGAAUGCAACGUCAUCAUCAAGGCCGUGGGGCUGGCCCACGCAGCAUACCACCGCCAGCGCAUGAGCAACGCGGUGGCGGCGGUGCUGCCAGUGGUAAUCAUCGCAGUGCGCAUCCCCAUCAUUGGGAUCGUCAUCAGGGCGGCCACUCUGUAGUGCCGCUGCCCACAGGCGGUCCACAUCAUGUGCAUAAUGCUGGUGGGCGUGCGGCAGCAACUGGAGCGUCAGCGGUUGCAGCAAGUGGCCGAACGCCAGCAAAUGGACGUAGCUCGCGGCCAUCAACGCGACCAUCAAGCGGUACACGCAGCACAACACAUGGCGGGUAUGGAGAUAUACCACCAACUGGUCUUGUGGUUGGUGGUGUGCCAACGGGUGUUGGUGUUAGUAGUGGUGUUGGUGGUGGUGUGCCAAAUGGCGCAUUAAUAGUUAGCGGCAGUGGCGGCGGUAAUGGGCCCAGCGCUGGUGUAAUUGCACGCCAGCAAAUGCCUCUGCCAUUGCCGCCCACCAGCGCGGUGCAAGCGCAACAAUUACAACAACAACAACAACAGCAACAAGUGCAGGCAACACUUUCGCAAGCAUACUAUGCUCCACCGAAAGCACCAGCCGCCAAACGAAAUAAGUCCCGCAAUCCAGCAACACACAUCUCCUUGGCCGCUGCUGCUGGGCGCUCUUCUAAAGAGACGCCGCAGCGAACACAGCAGGCCGCGGCGAAAAAACACCGCAAAGUCGUUUACUGAACCUGCCUUCCUGUACCUACUGAUCUCCACUUCACAACAAUUGCUACAUAUAUAAAUAUUUUCCACGUUUUCACUCUCACCAAAUUGCCGUCGCUCCGCAACCAGCAAAUUAUAAUCGGCCGCCUUCGCUGCACAAUCCAGAGUUGUAUGCAGACGCUUAUGCCGCGCUGGGACGGGGCGCGUAUGAGGCGACCGCGCGCCCACCCAACAGCAAAGUUUGACAGCAGCAACAGCAGACGCAGACGCUGGCGCCGCAAACGCUCAAGAAACAGCAGCAAAAAUCAACAGCAACAAAAACCACAGUAACAACAACACAAAAAUCAAAUGAACUCAAAUUAAAUGUAAAUGUACUUUUUAUGCUAAUUAUUAUUAUUUAAAAAAAGAAACAAACAAAAGAAAACGAGACAAAGAAGAUAAACAAAAACAAAAAACACUACAAAAAAAUACACACGUAAAUAUAAAUAUAAAUAUAAAUAUAUAUAUAUUUUUUAAAUUAAUUGAUAUACAAAACACACAAAAAUAAGCAUAAAAGUAAUCAAAAUGAACAAAACUAAAGAUUAAAAAUGAAAUAGUGAAAAAGAUUGUAAGCAUAGGAAAAAAUGAGAAUAUGAACCCGGUUGCAUAGCUGGGACCAAAAACCCAAGAAAAAGGCGAAAUACUAAAAUAUUUAGUUAAUAGAAUGGAAAGCAAGCAGAAAAAUUGAUAUAAAAAAUUUACCGAAGCAGACAACUAAAAAGGAUUGUUAAAAAUUAUAUAAAGCGAAAUAAGCAAUGCGAAUGUUAAACUAAAAAACGCAAACACGUCAAAAAGACUAUAAAGGAAAAUUGAUAUAAAAUGUAGAAAAAAAAACAAAAUUACAAAUAACUGAUAAAUUAAUUAUACAUACAUGAAAUGCGUUGCUAUUAAAUGGGUAUGAACUAAAAUAAACAGUGAAAAAUAAAUAGUAAUUAAAUGAAUAAAAAUUUAACAUUUUAAAAAUUGUAAGGCAAGCGAGAAGGAGAAAGUUUGUAAUAUUUUCAAAACCUAAAAUAUAGCAGAUAUUAAAUUUACGAAUCUGUUUUGCUAGCUUAAGAAAUGAAAAACGCAUUAAAAUGAGAUAAAAUGUUGGACCUGCAUUAGAAAUUAAUAGAGACUAAAUGGUUUUGUAAAAGCGAGCGCUUAGCAAGGAAAGUCGCCAAGGU